CCUGUUCUUUACCUUAAUUCCUCGUUCAGCAUCUCUGUUCAUAUCUCUCUACUUUGUUUUCUAGCAAUUUCGCUCCACCCUUCCAAAAUCAAACUCUAAAUCGUCUUUAUACUUCCCAAAUAAUCCACAAGACCCCAAAAAUUACACAAUACUUGCGUUUGAUUCGGAAGUCGUUACUGUUUUUGACUAAAGAAACCCUACAUUGCGAAAGUUCAAAAUCACGAUUUCAGACAGAAUUAAAGGACUAGCGACAAUCAGCGAGGGUAGCAAUGAUUGGCAUGGUGCGGUGGAUCGGAGAAGGAAGCCGUAAAGGUGAGAAGAGGUGGAUUAGAGACCGUGGAGAGAAGCGGUGGAUCGGAGAUGGCGUGUGACGGUGGAGAGAAAAGGCAGACCAGAGAAGGCAGUCACGAAGGAAGCGAGAUGAUGCGAAGCAGCGAAGUUGUUGAAGCCACAAACACAAAGGAUGAUGCACAUUUUCCAGCGUUCUCAUUUCCCCAACUCGAGAGCGCAUGUUUCUUCUAUCUGGCCAUUUCUCUAUCAUUUCAUGCACUCGCUUUCACCCAAUUCAGAUUUCGCCCGUCUCUCCCAGCUCUUACAAGGCCGGAUUCCCAGUUCUCAUCUCUUCCAAAUCCACGCUCGUGUUUUUCGUAUUGGCGCACACCAAGACAACCUCGUAGCUACUCGCCUUGUCGGCCAGUACCCGUCGAAGCUAGCUCUCCGCGUUUUCCAUCACCUGCAGAAGACCAAUCUUUUCCCUUUCAACGCCAUUGUCCGAGUGUUGUCUGAAGAGGGUUUAUAUUUUGAUGCGUUUUUGGUGUAUAAAAAAUUGAAAAAGUUAAAGUUCCUCUCUCCCAAUGACUUGACGUUUUCUUUUCUCCUUAAAGCUUGUACCUGCACCAGUGAUUCAACUUAUGUUCAGCAGGUUCAUGCCCACAUUGUAAAGUUUGGGUUUUUAGUUAAUUCUUUUGUAUGUAAUGGUUUGUUGAGCGUGUACGCUAAGACCCUGAAAGAUUUCGACUCUGCUUGUAAAUUGUUUGACAAAAUGCCUCAAAAGGAUGCGAUUUCUUGCUGGACUUGUUUGAUUUCGGGAUAUGCCAAGUCGGGUCAAUCUGAGAAAGCUCUGUCAAUAUUCUUGUCAAUGGUUAAGGGGAAUUUGAGACCUGAGAAGGAUACUAUGGUUAGUGUACUAUCUGCUUGUUCUAAUCUUGAUUUUGUACAGGUUGAGAAUUGGAUCAGGAAAUUAUCAGACACAGUUAACCAUUAUGAUCUGAAAGAUUUUAGCUUUGACUCUGUGAAAACUGUUCUUGUUUAUUUGUAUGGUAAAUAUGGAGAGGUUGAUAAGAGUGGGGAGAUGUUUGAUCAGAUAUCAGUUGAUGGGAAGAGAAGUGUGGUUUCUUGGAAUACCAUAAUUGGUGCCUAUGUCCAAAAUGGAUGUGCUUUGGAGGCUAUAAGUCGUUUUCGGUUGAUGUCAGAGCAAUGGAAGUGUAGUCCCAACCAUAUUACAAUGGUUAGUGUGCUCUCAGCUUGUGCUCAAGUUGGUGAUUUGGACCUUGGUGUUUCGGUCCAUGAGCACAUGAAAUCGAGGCAGCAACGAGAGGGAGUUGGAGUACUUUCAAACAAAAACCUUGCAACCGCGUUGAUAGAUAUGUACUCCAAAUGUGGGAGUUUGGAGAGGGCGAGGGAAGUGUUUGAUGAGAUGGUUGCAAAAGACGUGGUCUCAUUCAAUGCCAUGAUCAUGGGCCUAGCGAGCAAUGGUGAAGGGGAGAAUGCGGUGAGACUUUUUGCCAGAAUGCUAGAGCUCAAUCUGAAACCAAAUGCUGGCACAUUCCUUGGCAUCCUAUGUGCUUGCAGCCACUCAGGACUAUUGCAGAAAGGCCGGGAGAUGUUCAAGGAGAUGAUGAGCCAGCGCUUCUCCAUUGCCCCGAAACUAGAGCACUAUGCUUGCUACAUUGACCUCCUUGCUCGAAUGGGUUGCAUUGCAGAAGCGCUUGAAGUGGUUACCUCGAUGCCUUUUGAACCAAACAAUUUCGUGUGGGGGGCUCUGCUCGCUGGCUGCCUGCUUCAUAACAAACUAGAACUUGCCAAUUUCAUCUCUUCCAAGCUUGUUCAGGUGGAUCCACAUAGCUCUGCUGGCUAUGUGAUGCUGUCCAAUGCAUUUGCCAUAGAUCAUCACUGGAACAAUGUUUCAGGGCUGAGAUCUUCCAUGAAGGAAAGCGGGGUAACCAAGCAGCCCGGUUGUAGUUGGAUCAGCAUUGAAGGAAAUGUGCAUGAGUUCCUUGCAGGAUCUGCAACAAAUUUUCAAGAUGGAAUAAUACAUGAUGCACUUGAGGGAUUACUGAAGGAGAUGAAAUUACCAAGUGCAUAGAGAAUUUGAUAGAUUUGGUUUUCCUUUAUAUGGAACACAGUUUUCUUGCAGAUGAUGAAAUCCUAGGUUCUCUUCAUCGGUAUCGACCCGAGUUUCUGGUUAAUUCAGAUGGCCUGCCAUCUUAUUAUUAUGCAAACAAUUUUCAGCAUACAUGUGAUCUAAUGUCUGAUCAGUAUGAGGAUGCUGCUGGUGCAUUAAUUAUUAACAAACUCCUUGAACAAGACCAUGAAAUAUGGAAGUGCACUGCUGUGCCUUUUUUGGGUCAAAAUGAUUUUUUGGACAGUGAAGUGGCUAAAAGUUUGGCAGCUGUGGUCAAAGAGGUUGAAAAGUUGGCUAGGGAGUGUUUCUUCUUUCUCCGGGAGUCAUUCCCUUUUGAUGAAGAAAGUCUAGGGCAAUUUUAUGAUGAUGGUGUUAUCCCCAAAAGGCAAAUGCAGCUGUCUGUGCCCAUCUCCUAUGUUUUCACGCUGCAUACUCCCACAAUUGGGUCAGUUCGGUAGACACUAGUCAUACAAACUAGAAUGCUCACCUGUCUAGUAAUCAUAGUGUAAAGACUGCUGGAAGUUUGGAAACACCUAUGUGACCAUUAAAUUCCUUUACAAACUUUAGGAGCUCAGCUUCUAAUCUAAUCUAUUUAUAUUUGGUAUGCUUA
This is a messenger RNA of Ipomoea nil (Japanese morning glory), 3014 nucleotides long. Its product is annotated as pentatricopeptide repeat-containing protein At1g08070, chloroplastic-like. Lineage: Eukaryota; Viridiplantae; Streptophyta; Magnoliopsida; Solanales; Convolvulaceae. The transcript is spliced from 4 exons. The coding region runs from base 464 to 2365 and encodes 633 amino acids. Gene Ontology annotation, molecular function: protein binding. The record is from RefSeq and is a predicted model, not a curated record.